AUGAAAUCCUUACUUUCUGAAACUCCAUUGGCUUCAGUUGGUCAAUCCACAGAGUGCACUGCAAACUACACUGCUCAUACGGAAGAGCAAACGUUCCUUGUGGAAAUGGGAAAAGAAGGCUGUCAAGCACUUGUUAAACCCACCAACGAUAAGAAUGUGGACGUCUACCUGAAACCGGAAUCGGUGAGUUCACAAUGUUGA
This is a messenger RNA of Echinostoma caproni, 201 nucleotides long. NCBI's taxonomy places the organism in Eukaryota, Metazoa, Platyhelminthes, Trematoda, Plagiorchiida, Echinostomatidae. The record is from the annotation of a GenBank genome assembly.